This is a messenger RNA of Phycomyces blakesleeanus NRRL 1555(-), 978 nucleotides long. RefSeq lists its product as hypothetical. Lineage: Eukaryota; Fungi; Mucoromycota; Mucoromycetes; Mucorales; Phycomycetaceae. The transcript is spliced from 5 exons. Gene Ontology annotation, cellular component: cytoplasmic exosome (RNase complex); nuclear exosome (RNase complex). Gene Ontology annotation, biological process: U1 snRNA 3'-end processing; U5 snRNA 3'-end processing; U4 snRNA 3'-end processing. The coding region runs from base 8 to 919 and encodes 303 amino acids. The record is from RefSeq and is a predicted model, not a curated record.
CGAUUCGAUGCCAAUUCCCGUUAUUUCCCCCGCAGAAAAGAGUUACAUUGAACAAGGUGUCGAGACCGAUUGCCGUGCCGAUGGUCGUGGACGUCUUGAAUAUCGCCAUCUUGUGCUUGAAACCGGACUUUUGUCUCAAGCAAGCGGAAGUGCCCGCUGUCGUCUUGGAAACAGCGAUGUCUUAGUAGGCAUCAAGGUUGAAAUUGGAGAGAUUGAACAAGAUCAACCCAACCAAGGUCGUAUUUCAUGCAAUGUCGAAUGUUCGCCAAGUGCCUCACAACAAUUCGAAGGUCGUGGUGCUGACGACUUGAACAACACAUUAACACUGGCACUUGAGAGAUUAUUGAGUGGACCUCAGAGUGGACUAGACCUCGACAAACUGUGUAUUAUUCCUGGUCAACAAUGUUGGGUUAUUCACAUCGAUGCCAUGGUUAUGGAUUGUGCCGGAAACCUGUUUGAUUGUAUUGUGAUGACCACUCGCGCGGCAUUAUUCAACACACGUAUUCCAAAGACAGAAAUCCAAGACUUGGGUGAUGGUGAAUUUGAGUUUGAGGUUAUGGAUGAUGUAGAAGACGCAGAAGCUAUUGCCGGCUGGGAGAAUCUACCAAUGUCUGUUACAUUAUACAAGAUUGGAGAACGUUAUAUUCUGGAUCCUACAAUUCUGGAAGAGUUGUGUUCUCAGGUCACACUUACUGUCGGUGUCAACAAAACCGGACAAGUGUGUGGUGUACAAAAGGGUGGAUCAGGAAGUGUCGACCCAAGUUUACUGACUGAAAUGAUCCAGACAGCCACAACAUUGGCAGGUCCAUUGAUACAGCAAUUGGAUGCUAAGCUCGCAGAAGAAGAGAAAAAUGUGCUGGAUAAGCGAAGAAAAGGUGAACCAGUACAGAAACUUGGUUUCUUUGCAGCUGUCAUCUAAGUCACUAAAUUCUCCUAACCCAUUCUCCAAUAAACAAAUUUCAAUACUCUUUUCUUCAU